AUGCAUACCAACUACAUUUUCUCAGCCCUUGCCCUAGCUCUUCCCGUAUACUCGCUUAGCUCCACCGCUAGUAUGGGCUGCUAUUCCGCCAUCGAAUCAUUCAAGAACCAGGGUCCCUACACCUACCAAUCACCAGGACACUGCCAGACCCAAUGUGCAGGCAACGGGUUUAAAGUCGCUGCCCUGAGCCGUGGCAACAUGUGCUACUGCGGCAACAAAGUGCCUUCAGGCUCUGCUAAGAUCGCCGACGAUAAAUGCGACAUCGCCUGCACUGGAUGGCCUGCAGCAAGCUGCGGUGGCAUGGAUACCUUCAACAUCAUCCAGGCAACUGAUGACUUACAAGCCUCGCCUUCUGAAAACGCUUCCACUACUAUCGCACCAACUGCCGCCACCGCAGCUGGUGGAAUCAUUGUCGCUCCCUCCACAGCCGGUGCACCAACCGGCAUCGUGACCGCGGCCUCAACGGUGAACUCUCAGAGUGGAAACGCCGUGUCCAAGUCUGCUGCUGUCUCCGGCGCUGCCGCAACGGCCUCGCCGACGCCCACGAGUAACGCUGCCGGGAUAGUCCGCGCGGGAUCGUCACUGCUCGGCGCUGUUGUUGCGGGUCUGGGCUUGCUCCUGUAA
Molecule: messenger RNA, 624 nt
Organism: Penicillium verrucosum
Lineage: Eukaryota; Fungi; Ascomycota; Eurotiomycetes; Eurotiales; Aspergillaceae
Exons: 2
Coding region: 1-624 (207 amino acids)
Source: RefSeq, a predicted model, not a curated record